Molecule: messenger RNA, 2352 nt
Organism: Mesorhabditis spiculigera
Lineage: Eukaryota; Metazoa; Nematoda; Chromadorea; Rhabditida; Rhabditidae
Source: the annotation of a GenBank genome assembly
AUGAGCUUUGCCAGACGGAUCGAAUAUGAUGAGGACGCCGUCUCGGCAAAACGGGCCCGCGGCGACAUGGGCGACCGCGUCGUCGAGCCGCCCGCCGAGCUGCACGAGCUGCUAUCAAAGCUCGGCGACCCGGGUCCCGUCUCGUUGGAGAGCUCGAUCGAGGAGAUGGUCACCCUCCUCGACAAGGAGCUCGAGCACCGACGCCAGAAAGUGAUCGACGUCCUCACCAGCUGCGUCGUCUACAUGCCGCACAAGCUGACCGUCUACUCGACGCUCGUCGGCCUCCUCAACGCCAAGCACUACACGUUCGGCGGAGAGAUUGUCGAGAAGCUGUGCGCCGACCUGCAGGCGUUUCUCGAGGCGGAAAACUACAAUUACUCCCUGCAUCUCUCAAUCUUCCUGUGCGACCUCGGGAAUUGCCGGGUGCUGUCGCUGAACUCGGUCGUCGAAUUUCUCGAGGGAUAUCUGGAGGCCGCCUUCGAGGAGGACAUCCCUCAGGUGCGCGCGGAUUGGUUCGUGUACGCGGUGCUGCACUCGUUGCCGUGGAUCGGUGGCGAGCUGGCCGAGAAGAAGACGUCCGAGCUCGACAACAUUCUCGACGGGCUCAGCCGCUACAUCGAAGCCAGAAGCCGCAAACAUGUCGAGUUGCUGCAAGUGUGGACGGGCGAGGGCGGCCAUGACCAAGAAGACUACCUCGACUCGCUAUGGGCCCAGAUGACGACGCUUAGAGAGGCCGGGUGGAAGGAGCAGUUCAUCGGCCGUCACUACAUCGCUUUCGACGAUCGACUGCAGGACGCGCUCCAGCACAAUCUGCCCACCUUCAACCCGCCGCCCCACUCGACCGCGCGAAACUACCCGAGCCCGUGGAUCGUCUUCCGCCUCUUCGACUACACCCACUGCCCGCCGGGCCCCGUCCUCCCCGGUGCCCACUCAAUCGAGCGUUUCCUCAUCGACGAGGAGAUCAACUGGAUCCUCGAGCAGAAUCUCCUCGACCCAAAGCAAUGCGUGAAAGCCCUGCUCAACUACCCGAAACGAGCGCAGAUUCCCCUCCACUACUGCAUCAUGGAGGUGUUCUUCUCGCAAAUGUUGCGCCUCCCUGCGGCCCCCCACAAUCACCUCGUCUACGCGUCCGUCAUCAUCGACCUGUGCAACAAUCAGGCAGCCACCGUCCCCCAAGUGCUCGGUGUGGCCGUCGAACUGCUCUACGAUCGGCUCGACACGAUGCAGCCCGUCUGUGUCGAUCGGCUGCAGCAAUGGUUCACGUUCAACCUGGCGAACAUGGACUACCAGUACGAGUGGGCGAAAUGGGGCGACUGUCUCGACAAGGGCGACUACAACAACAAGAAGGUCUUUGUGCGCGAGGUCAUCGAACGCUGUCUCCGGUUCUCGUACUAUGACAAGAUCAAGGAGCGCUUCAACCCGUUCUUCAAGGCCCUCGUCCCGCCACCCCAGGACGUCAUCUGCCCCAUGGACAAUCCCGACCAUCCGGAAUACGAGCGGGGCAAGCAGUUUGGCCAAUUGUUCCAGGAAAAGGCACCCGCCGACCGUUUCCUCCCCGAACUCACCAAAGAGGGCGGCGACGGUUUCGACGGCGACGCGUUCGCCACGUUCCUGUCGAUGAUGCUGAAGCUGGCGUCGAAAUCCUUCUCCCACAACUUCUCGGCCCUGAUGAAAUAUCACAAGGUGCUGAAGGAGGUGUGCGAUUCGAGCGAAGAUAUGCAGGGGGUGCUGUUGCGCACGUUGUACACCUCGUGGAAGAACAACAUUCAGUAUAUCGUGGUGAUGAUCGACAAAUACCUGAAGGCGCAAGUGAUCGACUGUGGCGUGCUGGUCGAGUGGAUCUUUAGCGAUGAGAUGAGGGCUGAACAUCAUCGCCAAUGGCCCUGGGAGGUGCUGAACAGUGCCCUGAUCAAGCUGUCGAAACAUGUGGCGAAUCUGCGGAAGGAGGUCGACCAAAAGAAGCAGAAGAAACCCCCUCCACUCUCCGCAACAACCGAUGAUGAUGGAAUGGUGAAUGAGAAAGAGGACGAAAUGGAUGAUGGCGAUGAUAAUCUCCACACCAAGCAACAGCAUCUCGACAAUCUCGUCGAUUUCGAGAAGAAUCUCUUCCUCGCCGUCCUCCACAAAUUCUCGAUCUUCCUGACGGAACACGUGGUGUUGAGCGAGCGUGAAGGGAAAGAAUAUCGCGACGAAUGGUUCCAAUGGAUGAUGGGACGAUUCCGGGAGAUUUUCCUCCAGCACCACGGCGAGCUGUACCCGAUGCGUGACGAGCUGCAGGAGAAGCUCUUCUCCACGGCCGAGAUUGCGACUGCCGUCACCGACGUCUUCAAGCAGUCCAUCGCGUUCCGCUCC